GGUGAGGCAGAGCUCAUUCAGUGGGAUCGUUGAGCUGCGGCGCUCCUCGGAUUUUACUCACAGAAAAUCCCUCCGUUUGGUUUUAGAAGCGCUCCUGUCCUGGGCCGUUGUGCGCUUUGCAGCUCGCUGUGGCUGACCACCUCUGAGGCGGAUACGAAAAGACCCUGCGAGGGGGCAAGACCAAAAACUUUUUUCAUCGUGAAUUUCAACAAAGUGCCAACAGUAUGCCUAAACAAGUUGAGGUGAGGAUGCACGAGAGUCACCUGGAGCCCAUUGAGGCCAGGCCUCAGUCCAAAUGUGCCAAAAUCUGCUCCAAGCUGUUUAAGAACCUUCUGCUCUCACUCACCGUCCUCGGUGUGAUCUUGGGAGCUGUAUCAGGGUGUUUGCUUCGUGUCGCCUCCCCGAUUCACCCAGACAUUGUCAUGGUGAUUGCUUUUCCCGGAGACAUCCUGAUGAGGAUGCUGAAGAUGUUGAUCCUGCCACUCAUCAUCUCCAGUUUAAUCACAGGUCUGGCCGGUUUGGAUGCCAAAUCCAGCGGUCGCCUGGGCACCAGAGCUAUGGUCUACUACAUGAGCACCACUAUUAUUGCUGCUAUCCUGGGAGUCAUCCUGGUGCUAGUCAUCCACCCUGGCAACCCCAAACUGAAGGAGGGCCUGGGCGAGGGCGAGAAAAACGACGAUGUGUCCAGCUUGGAUGCCUUCUUUGAUCUGAUCAGGAACCUGUUCCCAGAGAAUCUGGUGCAGGCUUGUUUCCAACAGAUCCAGACCGUCACUAAGAAGGUGGAGGUGGUUAUUGAAGAGGAUGUCAAUGCCACCACUAUGGAGGGCCUGGUAGCUAACAUUACCAAGGAGCCUCAGUUCAUUAUCAAAAAGUCCCUGCAGUUUAAAAGUGGCAUGAAUGUUCUGGGUAUGAUUGGUUUCUUUAUUGCAUUUGGCAUCUGCAUGGGCAAGAUGGGAGAGAAGGCCAGACUCAUGAUUGAAUUCUUCAACAUCCUCAAUGAGAUUGUGAUGAAACUUGUCAUCUUGAUCAUGUGGUACUCUCCCUUUGGUAUUGCCUGUCUUAUCUGUGGUAAGAUCAUUUCCAUCAAGGACCUUGAGGUGGUGGGCAGGCAGCUGGGCAUGUACAUGGUCACUGUGAUUGUUGGCCUCAUCAUCCACGGAGCAAUCUUCCUGCCCAGCAUCUACUUUGUUAUUGUCAGGAAAAACCCCUUCACUUUCUUCUUGGGCAUAUUCCAGGCCUGGAUCACUGCCCUGGGGACAGCCUCCAGUGCGGGUACACUGCCUGUCACCUUCCGUUGUCUGGAGGAGAACUUGGGUAUUGACAAAAGAGUCACCCGUUUCGUGCUCCCAGUCGGUGCCACCAUCAACAUGGAUGGAACUGCUCUGUAUGAGGCGGUUGCAGCCAUCUUCAUUGCCCAAAUGAACGGCAUCCAGCUUGACCCUGGUCAGAUUGUCACUGUCAGUCUGACAGCCACCCUGGCCAGUGUUGGAGCAGCCAGUAUUCCCAGUGCUGGCCUGGUGACUAUGCUUUUGAUCCUGACCGCUGUCGGCCUGCCAACCCAAGACAUCAGUCUGCUGGUUGCUGUUGACUGGCUGCUGGAUCGAUUCAGGACCUCAGUGAACGUGGUGGGUGACUCCUACGGUGCAGGCAUCGUGUACCACAUGUCCAAGGCUGAGCUGGAAGAGCUGGACGCGCACACGGCCAAAUCUGACGACAUUGAAAUGAUGACGAAGACCCCGUCUUAUUACGAUGACAUGAAGAACCACCACGAAAACAAUUCCAACCAGUGCGUCUUAUCCUCUACCGCUACCGCUACCACAACCGCUACUGCCUCUGCUAACAAUUCUGUCGUAGUAGAUGAGUGCAAGGUAACCUCAGCCACUAACGGCUCUGCUGCGGAGUGCACGCUUGUUGAGGAGGGACCAUGGAAACAUGAAUAAUGGCAGCACAGAGAUCCCCUGCUCCUGGGCUCCACAAGCUUUCCUAUCUGGUGAUAAAAAAGAGUGAAUGAAAAAAAGUCACAUGAACAGAACUACUAAUUAUUUUUUAUGUAGUUUAGUUUCUUUCUUUUCCUUUUUUGUUAUUAGUCCCUUUAAACAAUUUUUUGUAACUGUCUAUCUGACUGAUAUAUAAUACUAAUUCACUUAACUGUGAAAUGAUAACAGAGGUAUACCUUACCUGUUAGAGCACAAUUAUGUCCGUAUAGCAAAUACUUGCACAACAUACUUCAAGGCUUGGGGAGGGAAGGAAGAGAAAAAGUUAGAUUCUUAGCAAUACAUUCUACAUUUAUGAGAGAAAAUGAGAGAAGAUUUGCAGUGUAACAUGAGAUGUACUGAGAUCACCUUCCAAGUUUCCUACAGGUGAUUCAUUAUUCUAAUGCCAUAAGAAGAGUGGGAGUUAAAGCAUUGAUCACAACAGAAUGUUUGUACUGAACUUCCUCGCUUCACAUCCCCAUCAGUACCAUCGCAAUGUCUGCUUUUCCUCAUCAGCUCGCUCUGUCAUCUGAGAACAUCUCUUUUUAUUCUCAAACUGUCAGAGACUUUAAAGUGCAUCUGACUGCAUUUGCCAACUAUUACCCACUAUUCAUGAGGUCGAGCAAACUGAUGAAAGGGUAGGAAGCAGGGACGUAAGUAAUGAACAGGAAACCUCACUGAGCCGCAUAACCUAUAGAAGCACAGUCACAAAGGAAUUAUAAAGCACAAAUCAUACCAUGGAUGCCAUUUUUAUCCUCCUUUUAUUUUCUUCUUAUUUAUUUUUUUGUCUACUGUAAAGGAAAGGGAUUUUUUUUCUUUGUGUCACCUGUUGAGUAAGAUAUAAAACGUAUUUGUGUGUAUAUGUGUGUGUGGAAGAGAGAGAGAGAGAGCGAGAGAGAGAAAGAGAGAGAGAGGAAGAGCUGGAGUUAAAAACAUGACCAAGUCAAUUUUAGGGACCAAACAGGCAGAAAAUCAAUCAACUUACAGAGGCCUUUGAACUGCCUCAUCGACGUCACUCACAACACAUUUUUCCGUUUUCUUAUAUCGAUGGUUAUUUAUAACUGGCUGGCACAGCAGCAGAUAUUACCACUUUCUGUGAUAAAGCCUCAAAUAUAAAAAUAAAAAUCACUGCCCUAAAUAUUAAAUGUUAUACUUUGAGAUGCCAAUGAAAUUAAAAAAACACAAGCACCCAAAUGAUGAUAAAUAAUUUACAUUUCUGAAUAAUUUGUAGCACAAAACAGAUUAUAUAGAGCACAAACAGAGAGAUAGAGCACACACAAAAAAAGCCAAUGAGGAUCAUUUUCAGUCAGCGGCAUAAUAAAAGUCACACACAUUAUCAUUUAAUAUCGACACUGAUUCCAAGUUUAAAUGUUAAUGAUAUUUUAAAAAAACACAAUAAGAGAGAGAAGAGGAUACUCAGGCUUGUAUGUUUACUCCUUUACAGGGAAAAAUAAUGUGAUGCUAAAAUGUUUACUUGCUCGCUGUAGAGCUACAAAAAUGGCCUCUUAACAGCACAACCGUUGACCCUGAAAACGAUUUACCGCAAUGGUCUUUGUUGGAAGAUUAAUUUUAUUAUAUGAUAAUAUGCUGGGGAUGGAAGUUUACGAGCACACACAUAUUUCUGAGAACAUUCCAGUGGUUGAAUGAUCCUCAACUUGCAUAGUAUCUGAAAGCACAGGCAUGGUUAUUACUGGCACAAGGUGAACCACCAGAACAUUUUUUUUUUAUAAAAAGAAACGGAGGAAGAGGUAGUGCAGCACCCUGGCUGUCAGAUGGAUUCUUGGCUUGCACAAACAGAGACACAUCAUUGAUAUAACACUCUUCCGGGAGGCUUGCCAGCUUCUUGUUUAGCCAGACCUAAAAAGGUAAACAACAAUAUAUUAUAGCCACCAGAGCUCAAGACUGUUUCUACAAACCCUAGAUGCUGCAGUUGUGUGUCCAUAUUGGUGCAAGACGUUUAUAAAAAACCUCAGAACAGAACAAUGGACACUUAAUAUUCAUUAUGCCAGAAUGUUGCCAACUAUCAGGUAAUAAGUAUCCUCUCAUAGAACCAAAUGGCUUAAAAAGAAACACACAAACAAAGCCGGACUUCUGGCUGUUAAUCUUUUUUUUUUCAGCCUGUGUGAGUGAGAGGUGAGAUUUCUGUGAUGUGGAUUUUCUUUAUCAGUAUUAAGUCCUUCUCUCCUGUUUUGUUUGUUUUCAUUUAAUGCUUAAUGACAACCUUGCCUUGAAGAUGUUCACUUCAAUAAUGCCAACAACAAAUGCCAAUUUAAGUAACACUAGGAAACUUAACAAACCACUUAGCGCAGCACUCUGUCCUUUAGUUCCUGAAACACACUCUCAGAAGACGUCUUUCACUUUGCUAUUCUUUUUAUUUCAAAACUCGGCUAACAGAAGCGUGCUCUACUACAACGUGGAGCGCGCUUGGUGUUCUACCGCACACACACAUGCACAACAUACACACAUAAAGCAUGCACACACACUCGCACACACCUGUUUUUUUUCCAUGCACACAUAAAAACACAAACACUCUAAACCUCGAAGGUCACCACACUUAUAAUUGUAAUGUGCUGCAGAGCACAGCACUGACACCCUGACAGGCCCUUUGAGCCUGACCUUUUGACCUUCAGGAAAAUAAUUUUAAAAAAUCUCUCCAGUAAGGAGACAUUGCAGACCAUAAUGUCAUCAAUGGGGAUUGAGUGUUGGACCACUAUUAUGUUCAAACUCACGGUUUUAGAAGCAUGAAUAAAAUAAAAUGAUUAUUUUUUUGCACCACUAUCUUAAAAGCAUGAUAUUUUGAAGUGCCUCCUUGCACUUUGUGUAUAUAUUGUAGGUAACAGAUGUUUUUUUUUGUUCCUUUUGUUUUAUUUUGGGGGGUGUUGAAAUGGUAUAUAGGAAUAUAGUUUCAUUGCUGUGACAUUUUUAAUGUAAUCCUCUAGAAAAAAAAUAUAUCAUCUAUGUCCUGAGUAAAAUUAGAUUAGACAAAAUGUAUAGAGAGGAAAUCGUGUAAUAAAUUGCUUGUUUUUUUUAUUCUCUAAUAGCUGUUAACUAGUUGUUUUACUUACUUGUCACACACCACUAUAUAAAUAUCUUUUUUUUUUCCUAAUGUAAGCGUUUUGAAUGUUUGUUCCAUGGAGAUAUAAGCAGUGUGCAUUCAUUUUCAUUGUACAUAAAUAAAUAUAUAAUUGUUCUGUUCAGUGGCGACGCAGAAUUUUCCAGAAAUUACAGUGAUCCUGAAGCAAACGCCGUUUGCAUGACGACGAGAAAGAAAGAGAAAAAGAGAGCGAGGGGAAGUUUUUUGGUUUGAAAAAAAAGGGGGGCCAACAUGAGAUAUAUUUUGGUGGGAAUUACUGUGAAAAAGGUUGCUAAAAGGAAAGACAAAUAAAGGAAAGGUCAAAUUAACCCUCUAUGUAGGAUAGAGUGAGGAAUCAAACACAGCACAGUAGUUGAUUUGAGUGAAAGAACAAACAGAGAUGCAGUAUAAAGCAACAUUCCUCAGGUGACUCAUCUGAACCAUUUUGUCUUUUUAAUGAAGGAAACUGGCUUUAGUCUUUGUUUACCUGGUGCAUGUGCAUUCAAAGCUGCAAUACACGGACAUCUAGAUCUUUAGAUUCUGCUUCUACAUCUUCACACAUUUGACCUCUGACGUCCCAUCAACAUCAUGGAGGUUCAUAGCAAUCCCACUCGGUAAACUGCCUUUACUCCAAUUGCCUUCACAGAAGCUAUAUGCACGCACAAACACCUGGAACUAGCUAAACUAAAUGCUACUGAUGAAAUGGAAAUUGAUUGACGCAGUAUUUCAAACAAAGAGCCAGUAUAUCUUUAAGCUUGUCCUUUUCUACUGCAAUGUGUCUUUUUGAAGAAACUCCUAAACAGAGCUGAUAACCUGUCUCACUCCUGCUUUCCUGAUCUUACUUUUCUAGGCCUUCCCUCUUUGUAAAGCUGUUGUAAUUUUGAUGUAAAGGCAGAGCGUAUGUAUGGGGGAGAUACACUAUUGAGAAAAAAAGAAAAAAAUACAUGAAUUCUUUCCUCGGUCUAUGGUAUACAUAAAAAAUCUGUUUCUACAUAUCAAUAAGUGUUGUACCUUUGGUGUACAUAUACAAAUAUAACUAAUAAAUGUUGAUUCAUAACUAAA
Molecule: messenger RNA, 6108 nt
Organism: Centropristis striata (black sea bass)
Lineage: Eukaryota; Metazoa; Chordata; Actinopteri; Perciformes; Serranidae
Gene: slc1a2b
Product: solute carrier family 1 member 2b
Exons: 11
Coding region: 225-1940 (571 amino acids)
Biological process (GO): L-glutamate transmembrane transport
Cellular component (GO): plasma membrane
Molecular function (GO): glutamate:sodium symporter activity; neutral L-amino acid transmembrane transporter activity; L-glutamate transmembrane transporter activity
Source: RefSeq, a predicted model, not a curated record